AUGAAUAUUGGCCUAAUGCGCUAUCUACAAGGCGAACAUUUCCGAGUGUUAAUUGCGAUAGAAAUGGGCAUGAAGAAUCAUGAGCUGGUACCGCUGCAGUUGAUUUCUUCAAUUGCUGGUUAUCAUCGUGGGGCAGUAUCGCGUACUCUCUCAGAUCUGCAGAAGAAUUCAUUGGUUUUAUUUACACGAGGAAAACGAUGUAUGUGUGUCUGUGUGAAAUUGUUAUUUGCAUUUAGUUUUAGCGAUUUAUUCGUAGGAUUUUUCAGUUUUUGA
Anisakis simplex (herring worm) is the source of this 273-nucleotide messenger RNA. Lineage: Eukaryota; Metazoa; Nematoda; Chromadorea; Rhabditida; Anisakidae. The record is from the annotation of a GenBank genome assembly.